CAAAUAAAAAUUCAUUUUUGGGUCGCCAAUUCCAGUCACUCUCUCCUCUCCUCUUUUUUUUCUUCGUCAAAUUCGCUGUCACCUUCUUUCAGAGGGAAUUCAUGUCGGAUAACGGUCGUCCAUUACCAAAGUUUGGGGAAUGGGAUGUGAAUGAUCCUGCUUCUGCUGAGGGAUUCACUGUAAUUUUUAACAAAGCCAGGGAUGAAAAGAAGACAGGCGGGAGUACUGGAGGUUCGGACUCUCCAGCAGAACUUCCAACCGGUAAACAGGAAGGUUAUCUCGCUACCAAGCCUAACACUAAAAAAUGGCUUUGCUGCAUUCAGCCAAGCCCCACCCAGUCUUGACCUUGAGGCUUGUUGUUUGCUCAAGUAGGCCGUUGGUAGGAUUUCUGAGAAAUGUGAAAGCAUUUUGGCCAGAAUGUCUUGUGCUUUAAAUUUGUGCUGAGUGGGACGAUAGAGUGAUUGUUAUCGGUGAGCAAGGAUUAUCUCCAUGUAUCUGUUCGUGUGUAUAUGGAUAAUGUUACCUUAAGUCUUAUAUUAUUUGUUUCGUUCAUGGAUUUUCUA
Molecule: messenger RNA, 563 nt
Organism: Asparagus officinalis (garden asparagus)
Lineage: Eukaryota; Viridiplantae; Streptophyta; Magnoliopsida; Asparagales; Asparagaceae
Product: RPM1-interacting protein 4-like
Exons: 3
Coding region: 102-344 (80 amino acids)
Source: RefSeq, a predicted model, not a curated record